This is a messenger RNA of Anneissia japonica, 1906 nucleotides long. RefSeq names its product centromere protein O-like. Gene Ontology annotation, cellular component: Mis6-Sim4 complex; kinetochore. The transcript is spliced from 7 exons. Bases 160 to 1017 code for a protein of 285 amino acids. The record is from RefSeq and is a predicted model, not a curated record. NCBI's taxonomy places the organism in Eukaryota, Metazoa, Echinodermata, Crinoidea, Comatulida, Comatulidae.
CUCAGACGAUGCAUGCGGCGGUCUCAUUCUCAGCGGCGGUAAUUUACAAAUUUUGUCAAGUAAAGAAAAUCCAGAACUACAUGAGAAAACACAGAAUUUUGGCUAAUAAUGUGGCCAUCACAGCAUAGCAAACAGGGAGAAAUUUAAAAGAAAACAAAAAUGGAGCGAUCUAGAUAUCAUGCAGGCCCACUGCAUGAUCUUCAGAGACUUGAAGAUGAUGAGAACACUGAAGACACAAGUUGGGAAAAAUAUAAACUAAAAGAACUUGAGAAAGAAAUACAGAACCUGACAAAUUUGAGAGAUAAACUGACAUGGGAACUGGAGGCAGAUCCUGGAAAGUUACUACAGAGAUUAUUAAAUGGAGACAGAGAGCAGAAUGAAAGAGAGUUGGCAUCUCUAGGUGCACAUCAGGAAGCAUGUAAUGCCAUUACUGCUGCUAAGAAGUCUAAAGUUAUGCAUACUGUCAAUCUAUACAGGCUAUCUGGAACCUCUAUACAUCAAGUUAAAAAGAAUGUUGUCCGUUUGAUGUUUGACACCUUCAACAGAGGAAGUUUCUUUGAGACAUACUACCUUGAACUUGAAGGAUCUAAAAAUCUAAAAGUUGGCAGCCAUACUUUACCUCACUUUAUUCCCAUAAAAAGAAUCGCAGACCAACAUCUGAACGUCAGUUUACAGCUGUUUGCACAGACUCUCAUGAAUCUGCUGAAUGCUUUUGUUGCCCGUAGGCAGUUCAUAAGAGACCUGCAGAAUCACUUCUUAGAUCAUUUGGAGGAGGAAAUUAACUGCAGCCAAUCAUGCGAUUUCUGUUAUCUGUCAUUAAUCGACUUCCCUGGUCUAGAAAUACCUCUAAGAUUACAGUUGAUGUUCUCACUUGAUAAGUGCCACCCUGGACAGAUCAAAGUGAAGAAACUAAGCAAAAAUGACAGGGAUCUUACAGAGACUGAAAACCAGAUUUUAUCAAGUAUUACCAAGUCACUAUUUGCUGCUCAAAUGCCUAAAAUUACACCAGUAAACUAGGUGGAGGAGUACAGUAAUGGGUAUUUGUGGAAGCCAUGUGGUGCAGAGAUUAGUUGGCUGUUAAUAGUAAUUCCACACUGUUCACAUGGCUUGUGUCCUUGUACAAACAAUUUUAAAAUUAAAUAUUAAAUUAAAAAUAAAAUAAAAUUAAAUAAAAAGAAAAAAAAAAAUCAUGUGAAUGAUUUGGAAUGAAAUUAGUAUUGAUGAACUACACGCACAACUUUACUCCCCAGAGAAUGAAGAAGCUUGCACAGGAUAUGUUAUUGAUUGUUUAUCCACUGACCAGGGCAAAAGUGCUUUGAGCUUUAAAUGGAUAUAUGCACUAUAUAAAUUCUAUAAAAUAAAUAAAAUAUAAUAUACAGCUGUAAAUAGUUUUGGUUUGUUUGGUUUUUUGUUUUAGUUUGGUUUUUGGUUUUGGCCUUUUCAAAAACCGAUGAUCAGUCACAACCAUUCUUACCAUCUGGCUUACAUUUCAUAGCUUCCAUAAAUAAGUUUCAUAUACAUGGAUAGUUUCAAUUGUUAAGAACAAUAGUACAGUAAUUGUAGCUGAUAACAAUUUAGCUACAGUUACUGUACUAUUGUUAAGAAAAAUAGUACAGUAAUUGUAGCUAAAUUGUUAUCAGCCUAGGUUGAAUAACUGUAUAUUUCCACUGUUUAAAUUGGAUUGUUUACUACAGUAUUAAUUUCUUUAAUUAAAUGCUAAACAAGCUCUAAUUUGGGUGGUCAACUUAUAGGUAGAUCAUCAAUGUCUAAAUAUUUGUCUAUAUAUUGUAGUUCUCAUUAUAUGUUAAUAUGCUUAGCUAUUAAUUAGCUUCAUUUCUGUAUAUCAAGUAAGGCUGCUCUGUGAAUGAAUAAAUACAUGCAUUAAUUGUUAUUUUUGAUGGUUUAA